CAUGUGAGCUUUAUUAAUUAAUCAAUCAAGGAAACAUUAAAAAGAUAACGUGAAUAUCUGACCGUUAUUUUGUUUCUCCUCGAGGCCGUUUUCUUUCUUGUAUCGAAACUGUUCUUCCCCAUGUAUGAAUUCUUCUGCCACUCUUCACUCAUUCAAUUGCACCCUCUGACUUCAAACCGCUAUACAUCAGAAAUUGCACAGUAUUAGCACAUAAGCAUAAACUUGAAGGAAUUGUCACUCGAAUACAAUAGAAGGGCAUUUCACAUCUUGCUUCAGGUUUUGAAUAAAGAAGAAUCUAAUUCAAGUGAAUAAUGGUCGUCAACAGAUUGAAGCGGGAGCAAUGUGACCGAACAAAACAUGAUUCUAGCUUCUCCCGCUGGAAGAUUCUUAUUGGUCCUUCUGAUUGGGAAGACUAUUCCAAAGAAAAGGAAGGAUCUACCAGAUACAGGAUUCACAACCUUCCUCAGAAAUUGGGUCCGGGGGUGUACGAGCUUGGAGUAGCUGUGUCGCGUAGUAAUCUGGGCCGUGAAAUUUACAAGCUUUCCACUGACCCUCGUCGUAUAGUUGUGGUUUACCUUGGAAAAGCUGACAAUGUGAGAGCAAGACUCCAGCGUUAUGGCAGGAAUGGAGCUCAUUUGAGUAACACUUGUAUGUCAGAUGACUCUUCUCUGCGAACGGGAAGGUCAUUGUUUCAGGAGAUAUUUUCACAAGGCUUCCCAAUUGUUUAUAGAUGGGCUCCUAUGCAAAAUGAGGGAGAUGCCCUGAGAACAGAAUCACAGCUGCUUAGUACAUUUGAUUAUGCAUGGAACACAAUCAGUAAUGGUACAAGGCGGCCUGAUGAUAUUCAUCAAAUGCUCAACAAAUUAGCCUCAGGCACUAGAACAUUUUCAGAUGUAGCCAAAUUGAUUCUACCCUUCACCCAGAAAAAAGUGGGGAUACCAAUUAAAUCAAGCAAACUGCAUCUGACAGAUGACAAAUUAGAUGAAGCUGACAGUGGCAGCUAUAAUGUCCUAUCCCGUGUGUUCAAAUUCAACAGGUCACGUCCUAGGAUAGUUCAGGAUACCACUGUUGGUAGUGCCACUAAUGAGAAUGCUAAAAUUUGCGGAGUGAUGUUGACCGACGGUUCUAUUUGUAAAAGGCCACCGGUUGAAAAAAGAGUGAGGUGUCCUGAACACAAAGGAAUGAGAAUAAAUGCGUCCACCACCAAAGCAAUCAGAUCACCCAAGUCAGAAUUAGAAAGCAUUGUACGUAAUGCUUAUAGGUACCAAAAUGCCAGCCAUGAUGUAGAAGACCCUCCUCAAAGAACGGUUAAGUGUCAUGUUGAGGAGGGUAUCACCAAAACCAUUAUCUGUGGAAUCAUCUUGGAUGAUGGAUCUACUUGUAGAAGACAACCGGUUAAAGGAAGAAAAAGGUGCCAGGAACAUAAAGGGAGGAGAAUUCGUGCAAAUUAGAAAAAAUAAUUGAAUUUAGGAGUACACAAUUUUCGCAUAACAGAUUUAAAGUGCUAUGCAUAAACCACAUAAUGUACUUAUUCAAGCUUGCACAGAAUUUAGUUAAAAGCAAACCAUAUAUGAAUUUAGAUGGUUUUUGUUGUAUGUACAAGGCAACAAUGUGUGAAUACGUAAAGAGUAGAAGGCGGUUGAAGGUCUUAACUCCAGCAUCUGGAUUAAUGUAAGUAUACAUCGACAUUGUGGAAAAAAUAACAAACAGCUCUCAAGGCAAAAGUCAAAUAGUUGUAGCUAAUAGGUAGUAAGAUAAAAUUGUUGGCAAUUGUCAAUACAUAGACAUUACAAAGAGUAAAGAUUUGUAAAGAGAAAAUUUGUAAAGAGUAAAGACAUUUGAUACAGUGGACCAUAAGUUCAAAUCCGUAAAUUCGCCGCGAGUUCUUUACAAGCAAA
Messenger RNA from Medicago truncatula (barrel medic), 1898 nucleotides. Its product is annotated as protein EFFECTOR OF TRANSCRIPTION 2. Gene Ontology annotation, biological process: regulation of DNA-templated transcription. Gene Ontology annotation, molecular function: DNA binding. The record is from RefSeq and is a predicted model, not a curated record. Bases 312 to 1451 code for a protein of 379 amino acids. The transcript is spliced from 4 exons. NCBI's taxonomy places the organism in Eukaryota, Viridiplantae, Streptophyta, Magnoliopsida, Fabales, Fabaceae.